CUACUCUUGCGCGCCACGCGACUGCCGCUGUUGCAGUGCACGCGUGGACGGAGCCCCUGCACGACCUCUUCCCUCGGCCUGGUGAAGCCGCAACUCUCUCGCUCGCCGGCUGCUGCCGAAACUGCCGAAGAAGAGUCUCCUCCGGUGUUGCUGCUUGUUCCCUUUCGUCGGCGAGGCAGCUCUUGCUGCAGGAACAUCCGCUUGCCUCCGACGUUGCUGUCUUGUUUUUCUUCCGCAAUCUCCGACCGCCGACUGGUUUCCCCGACAGGCAGCUCUCUGGAAGGAAGGCGGCCGAGUACGUCCCGUAGUAGUGUGCGUGCGUGCGUCCUUAUGCCGCCGGCGCUGCCGGCUCAUGGUCUGCGGCUUUUCGAGAUGUUUUGCCGAUAAACGGAGUCGUCGUGGCCGUCGUCAGCUGCUGUCGUUCUUUGAAGAAUUGCCGCGUGUCCCGCGCUUCUUCUCUUCGGACGGGCUCGUGACUAUUGCCGCUGUCGCGGUUUGCGCGUCAUCGUCCGAACACCGGGCUUUCGACGCUGCCACCUGCCCUCGCGGUCGUGCAUGCCGCCAAGCCUGUUCGGUUGUCGACUUACUAUGCGGUCGUCUCUUCUCGCGCACGGGUCGCUUUCACGUGCUUGGUGAAACUGUGAAGGGAUCUUCGUGGCUCUCGGAAGUGAUUGAUCAUGAUUCCUCUGGUACCGGCUUUGGAUACCGCGCUCUGCUAAGACGCCAACGAGGCAACACCGUCGCAGACAACAGUGAUUAAUCUUCAGCUUCGGCAAGCGGUCCGCUGACACGGGUCGCCGUGUGUGCGAAUGCAUCACCCUGGAGCCCUCCGAGAUGGUUGUGAUUGACUACCCUGACUGCGAGCUGCUGCAGCCGGGGCAGCGGCAGUCGUGCACCACCAUGAACUUGGAGCGGCUGCUGGCCCUCGAGCCGGAUGAGGUGGCUGUUGAAACAAGGCACACGCACCACCACAUCCAGCAGUUGCCCUUGGACUGUCAGCAGACAUCGCUGCAAAAAGAAGGCCUGCUCAAGUCUAAUCGAAGUUCACGCAGCAGUGACACGUCGUCAGCCUACUCGGGCUCAGACACGAUGCAGUCGGUGCAGUCAUCCCUCGAGGACAACGAGGUCGACCUCUCUGGGCUUGUGGAAAGCACAGUAGAUUCAGAUGAAGAGGAGGACCUUGCUGAGUCUAUAGAUAGCCUCACAGUAAGGGAUGCAUACCAUGAGUGUCUUGAAAGGGAUCCCAAUGACAGGACAGAGGACGACAUUGAGACCCUGCUUGAGUUCAUGCAACCCUUACCGGCAUUUGCUAACAUGACACUGUCAGUGCGACGAGAGCUGUGCGCAGUCAUGGUGUUUGCUGUGGUGGAAAAGGCUGGUACGGUGGUGAUGAAUCAUGGCGAGGAGCUGGACUCUUGGUCUGUGAUUGUCAAUGGGCAGGUCGAGGUAGAAAUGCCCGACGGAACCACUCACACACUUCAAAUGGGAGACAGCUUCGGCAUCACACCUACCAUGGACAAGAUGAACCACGUAGGCACCAUGCGCACGAGAGUGGAUGACUGCCAGUUUGUGUGCAUUGCCCAGGGCGAUUAUUGUCGCAUUCUUCACCGCAGCGAGGAGAACACACGAAAACUUGAAGAAGAUGGUCGUGUUGUUUUGGUCACUGAGCACAGAACUGUUGAUUCUGGCAGCAGAGAAGGGCACAUCGUUAUCAGGGGGACGCCAGAUCGACUGUUGGCACAGUUGUUUGAAGAGAAUGCACUUGACCCAGGCUACAUAGAAGACUUCUUACUGACAUAUCGCACAUUCAUUCCAAGCUCUAUGGUGGUCUGCAGCAAACUCCUCUCAUGGUUCAAUGACCCCCAGUUGAGGGAUAAGGUGACAAGGGUUGUACUUCUUUGGGUCAACAACCACUUCACCGAUUUUGAGACUGAUCCAGAAAUGAUGGAGUUUUUGGAGCAAUUUGAGCAGUGCCUCGAAGCAAAUAAAAUGCAUGCGCAGUUGCGUUUGCUAAACAUUGCAUGUGCAACGAAGGCACGCACACGGGUUGUGACCUUGGCGAGGUCAUCGCGGGACGAUGAGCUUCCUUUUCAAAUUCUCGGAGGCUACGAAACUGGCAACGCUAUCUUUGUGGCCAAAGUGGACAAGGCCAAUUCCAAAUCUGAGGACGGCUGGCUCAAGCGCGGCGAUGAGAUCCUGGAAGUGAAUGGCCAGAGCUUUGCCACCAUGUCAUUCAAUCAGGCCAUGGAGAUUUUGAGGAAGGCCACACACCUCUGUAUCACUGUCAGGUCAAAUCUUCUUGAGUUUAAGGAGAUGCUGAACAACCCAGAAAAGGCUAUGCGUCCACGUGGUCGCAAGAGCUCCGAGAUUUUGCGGCUGCAGCCUGAUCCACGCCUCCGGCUCUCGUCGCACCUCGAGUGGAGUGAUGUAGUUGGGCUCCCACUUGGAGUUGGUGGCUUGCCACUGGGGGUUGGCUGGGGCGGCCAGCACUCAUCAUCUGCAGCAGGAUCCCCCGCACCAGUGGCCUCUGUGUCCUCAUCAGGAUCAUGUGCAGGAAAUGGGGAUGUCUCCUGCAAGGAAGACAAGAAAGGGUUCAUGACACUAGGCCACCGGGCUAAGCUCAAGAAAGCUUUGGCCAAGAUGAACUUCAUCCCCAAGACACUGAAUGUGGAGUCUCAACUAAACAGUUCUGAUGACAGCCUCUACUCUACGCACAGUGGGUCAAGUGUAGGCUCCGGCUGUGGCAACCAUCGGGUUGGUCGCAGCGGCUCGUCUCCAGCCCAUGCCAUCACACCAGGAAAUUGCGGCACUGGAGCAGGCCAAUUGUACCACAGUCACAGCAACCCCGAUUUGAGCUCGCUCAUUGUGACACCCCACUGUGAAGGGGCAGACGCCCCUGGCCGCGACUUUCCUGAGCAUGUGUUGAAGGUGUACAAAGCAGACCAGACCUGCAAAUACCUGCUCAUCCAUAGGGAAACAACAGCGCGCGAGGUAGUGAUGCUGGCACUUCGGGAGUUUGGAAUCACAGACUCUAGCAGCCUCUACUCAUUGUGUGAAGUGUCUGUUGGAGAAGGUGGCUUAAUCAAGCAACGCCGCUUGCCAGAGCAAAUGCAAAACCUGGCUGAAAAGAUUGGUCUCAGCAGUCGAUACUACUUGCGCAACAAUGCCUCCACUGAUCCUCUUGUACCUGAUGACAUGGCUGCAGAGCUCCUACGCGAGAGCCAAGUGAACUUUCUUCAGCUGAACAGUGUGGAGGUGGCAACACAACUAACGCUGGAGGACUUCAGCAUCUUCCGCCAGAUUGAGCCCACCGAGUACAUCGAUGAUCUUUUUGAAGUCAAGUCUGCUUAUGGGUCACCUAUGCUGGCCAUGUUUGCGGAGCUUGUUAACCGCGAGAUGUUCUGGGUGGUCUCUGAAAUCUGCGGAGAGACUAACCCCCUCCGGAGAAUGAAGACUGUGAAGCAGUUUGUCAAGGUGGCAAGGCAAUGCAAGGAGUGCAAAAACUUCAAUUCUAUGUUUGCAAUUCUGAGUGGCUUGGGACAUGGAGCAGUGUCGCGGUUACGAUCCACGUGGGAUAAAUUGCCAACCAAGUACCAGAAGAUGUUUGAGGAUCUUCAAGAAUUAAUGGAUCCUUCAAGAAACAUGUGUAAAUACCGUAACCUCAUCAACAGUGAACAGACCAGACCACCAAUUAUACCCUUCUAUCCUAUUGUGAAAAAGGACCUCUCUUUUAUUCAUUUCGGGAAUGAUACCAUUGUGGACAAUCUGGUCAAUUUUGAAAAGCUCAGGAUGAUUGCUAAGGAAGUGAGACAGUUGAUGAAGAUGUGCUCAGUUCCUUACGAUUUAUACAGUAUGCUGGAAGCUGGUGGAAACCCACUUAACCCAGCAUUGGCAUCACUGAACAGCUUUGCAGCGGCUGCAGUUGCAGGCGGUGCAGGUGCAGCAUUAGCACGUCGGCGGAAGCGCAGCACAGCUCAGCCCAGCCCCAAGAAAAUGUUUGAAGAAGCCCAAAUGGUACGCCGUGUCAAGGCCUAUUUGAGCCACCUUAAGGUUGUUGCAGACGAGGGCCGGCUGCUUGCCAUGUCCUUCGAAUGUGAGCCACAUCCAGUGCCCUCGGCAAUUCCAGUUGUCUUGCCGAGUAAUGCGCACCCACAACGCAAGCGGCACCCGUCGCCGCGGAAGAGGCAUCCAUCUCCAACUCUUUCGACGGCGAGCAGCAAUAGCAGCACUUCAGAAGGCAAGAAGUCUAUAAACUCGGCAGGUGGUGUCAAGUUUGGCACGGACUCGCCACAGGCCAUGCGCAAGCUUCUGGCCCUGUCGGACCAGAGCAAGGUGCGCCCGCACCAGCCACCACGUCCACCCGCAUCCCCAUCGCCUGGGGUCAAACGUCGAGGAUCGGCAACUGUGCGAGAUGCACCUGCAGUAGCUGCAGGAGUCAGUGCCAGCUGCCACGGUCGAUCGCACUCUGACGCAGGCUAUGCCAGUGUCCAACCUGUUGACCUCUCUGCUGAAAGUUCUAGCGUGACGAGUCUCAACAACUUGCCCCUUCGAAAGUCUCACGCCUCAGCAUGCUCUGUCACCUCGGCUGAUAGCGGGGUUGGGAGCUAUCACGACAGCGAUUCUGGUCGUUGUUCUGCUGGCUAUGCGAGCCCACAGCAGCGACGAAUUUCAGGCACGGGUCCUCCGUCGCCUCCCACUGUGAUGCGAAACCGCAAGAGCAUGCCUCCAUUCACGCAUGGUGUGCCUGUCUUGCCACCACUUGUUCCGGGCACACAUCAAGGUCCCUUGUCCCCGUCAUGCCUGCUGAUGCCUCCCCCUCCCCCACGAGACCCUCCCCCUGCACCAAAGGGUGCGGGGCCACCACGUCGGCCCCCGGACUACAAUGUCGCCGCCCAGAUGGCAGCUCGAAGCCGACAAGCCCAGCGGCUACAUCGGGCCCGUAGUCAAGAGGUCAUGGCGGCCACUGUUGCAGCAGUAGCAGCAGCAACAGCAGCCUCUUAUGCCUGUGAAGUGACGACUGGUCCAGCUACUGACCAUGAGGCUGAUGAGGAGGAUGAAGACGAAACACAGGUCUCUGCUGUGUGAUCUCCAACGAUGGACAACAAGGAACCAAGCUGCACCUAUUGUAGACAUUCUCCGAGCAAAAACUGGCUGCCAUUGAUGGAAGCACAACCUGAGGGGGGCCACUAGUCGACGACGGAUGUGAGCAAGCUGUGCCGCCGUCUGCGCUGCCUCCAAGUGGCACGGCGGUCAUGUGUGUGCAUGGGUGUACGAGGCAGUUCGUGCAAAAAUGACUGCGUUUUUUUUUUUCUUCAGACCUUUUGCUUCGUUUUCCCACAUUCUCUAUUUGCAAAACAAGUGUGAAAAUGCGGUGAUUAGACUGUGCUUGUGUUUCUCUGCUUAGCAAGCACCUUGUUUCAAGCUUGCACCUUUAGCAAGGCAAAGCAGUAUAUUCUUGCUUUCUGUGAGCAUGCACAAGAAAGGCUAAACUUGGAGGAAUAAGAAAGAAAACCAAAGAUCUAGUGAUGUGUACAAAUGAUUUUUAUAUAUUAGUGUAACAUUUAAUGCACCACGUCCGAGGCCGCCCUCCCUGCACAUUGUUUGUACCAUAUUGUCGUGACAGCCUUUCAUAAAAGGCCUCAAACUCACUCGUUUUGUCUUUGGAUGUGACAAAAGACGCCUUGUGUUGUACCUUUUGCUUCUGCCUUGAGAUUUUAAUAUCUCGACAUGGCAAGCAAUGUAAUGUAAAAGUUUUGUAUAUAAGACGUGUUUCUUUUGCCGUUCACGUAUCAGCGUAGCACUGGUCCCAUUUGAAUGUUACUUCCUUCCCGUGUAUCUUGUGCCCGUUUCUUGUUAUAUUUGUUUAGCUCGGCUGUGCUGGGCUUUCAACAUCUGUAGCCUAUUUCCUUUUCUUCUCUUCUGGCUUUUGUGCAUUAUGAGCUUGUUUCGUAUGUAAUAAGGUACACAACCAGCGUCUGUGAGAGCUUGACAAAAUACCGGCAACGAGUGGAUAUCAACCCUGAACUGUUCAUGUUGCCACCACCUUAGCCAGUAAGAAUGUUUGUUGUAUGUGUCUUUGGCCCUGUGAAUUUCUUUGAAAUGCCUGCAGAAAGUGUUACUGCAUGCUUGUUUUUGAGUUAUCACGUUCGUAAUAGGUCUCUUACUGCUGUGCUCUCAAGUAUAGUCACUUCAUUUUGGUGUAUGUGUAAGGCAGCACGGCAAUAUAUAGUAAAAAUGAAAUUUCAGGAAGUACAUAUGGUGAAGCUUAUUGUUAUAUUAAGUUUGUGCUUUUGACAGUAGAAAGUUGUAAAAGUUAACGAACAAAGAGGCUUUUAGACUUUGCGCAUUUUCAUGCAUGCAGCAUCAUGCUUUUAAUGUGUUGUCAUUCACUACUGUCCUGUGAAUGGCAGUUACUUUCAUUCCCCGCCUUGUGAAGAAUGUGUUUUGCUGUAGCAUCAGUAUUAUUCUUUAUCUUUAUUAGCUCCUCAGGUAUUAAUUUGUAUCCAUAGUAAAAAGACCUGACUUAUUUCUGCUGCUAUAAACCUGCAUUUCAACCAUUAUUACUGUCAUGAGCAGAAUACCCGUUCACCUGCAGCAGUUACACAGGAUUCAUUUUUCUACUUAAUGUGCAGAGGUGCAGUAUCUUUUCUUGCCAAAAUUUUUGCAAAAUUUGGGCAUUCACCCGUGUUUUUCUGUAACCUUGUGCACACUGCUGCCUCGUCACUUUUGUAACAACAUUGUUCUCUUUCCUCCCCAAAAUAUUUUUGUACUGCCAAGACAAGAACUUUUAUGGUCAUGUAAAGAAGGCAGAGACAAAACAGAUCUGUUGUAUAGUGGUCAUAUAAGAGCUGUACAUAGUUAAGACAAAUCCAUAAUAAAUAUGGAAAUGCUUUCAGUGCUGUC
Messenger RNA from Rhipicephalus microplus (southern cattle tick), 6903 nucleotides. RefSeq names its product rap guanine nucleotide exchange factor 2. Lineage: Eukaryota; Metazoa; Arthropoda; Arachnida; Ixodida; Ixodidae. Gene Ontology annotation, biological process: Ras protein signal transduction. The record is from RefSeq and is a predicted model, not a curated record. Gene Ontology annotation, molecular function: protein binding; guanyl-nucleotide exchange factor activity. Gene Ontology annotation, cellular component: plasma membrane; apical plasma membrane.